UUUUACUUCACCCCUUUACUUUAAUCGUUCUUAUACUUUUGCUGCUUCUUUUCAUUCCAGUAAUCGAAAUUGUAAAGAAGUUACUGAUCUCAAAACCCUAGAAGACGCUGUUUAUACGUUUAAUCAUAUGUCCCGUCGGAAUCCUGUUCCCCCUAUUCAAGAAUUCACUAAGGUUUUAGCUUGUAUUGUCAAUAUGAAGCAUUUCGAUGCUGCUAUUUCUUUGAUCACACAAUUUGACUUGUUAGGCGUCAACCCUUUUCUGAAGCCCACCAUUUAUGUUUUCAACAUUACAAUUAAUUGUUUUUGUCACUUGAAAAGAGUGAACUGUGGAUUCGCUGUGCUAGGGAAAGCCACAAAACUUGGUUAUGUACCCGAUUGCGCUACGUUUAAUACACUCAUUAGGGGACUCUGUGCCAAUGAUAAGCUUCAUCAAGCGAUCAGAUUAUUCAAUCAACUUGUGGAAAGCAAGUUUGAACCUAGUGUAGUAACUUAUGGAACAUUGAUGAAUGGUCUUUGCAAAUCGGGAGACACUCAUGCUGCUAUUCUAUUGCUUAGGAAGAUGGAAACGUCGAUAUCUCCACCUGGGAUUAUCCAGUACAGCACCAUCAUAGAUAGCCUCUGCAAGGAUAAACAAUUUGUAGAGGCUUUGGAUCUUUUUUCUGAAAUGAAUAGGAAAGGCAUUUCGCCAAAUGUUGUCACUUACACUUGCUUAAUUCAGGGUUUGUGUAGUAUACGCUCAUGGGAAGAAGCAAUGAGAUUGUUGAGUGAGAUGCUUGCUCGAAACAUCUCACCAAAUGUACACACGUUUACUGUCUUAAUGGAUGCACUAUGUAAAGAAGGGAGGGUGAUUGAGGCACAAAGUUUGCUGAAAUUGAUGAUCCAAAGAGGUGUGAUGCCUAACACUGUGACAUACAAUACACUGAUGGAUGGUUAUUGUUUACUUGGAAAAGUGGACGUUGCUAGAAAAUUCUUUGAUUCUAUGAUUGACCAUGGUUGCAUGCCUUCCAUUAUCAGUUAUAACAUCUUAAUCAACGGUUACUCUGAAAAUGAAAAAAUGGAUGCAGCCUUCAGUGUUUUUCGUGAAAUGUCUGAGAAAGGUAUUGAUCCUAAUCUCGUGACAUACAACAGUCUUAUUGGUGGUUUGUGUCAUGUCGGCAGACUUGAGGAGGCGCUUUUGCUUCCGGCUGAAAUGAAAACUCAUGGUUUGGAUCCAGAUAUCUUCACAUACAAUACUAUAUUAGAUGCCCUUUGUAAGAAUAGAAAACUGGACGAGGGCCUAAAUUUGUUUAACAUGCUGGAUGGUGAUGGUCCCCCCCCUGAUAUUGUUACUUGCAAUUGCCUCAUUGAUGGUUUGUGCAAAUCUGGGGAAACUGAUACUGCGUUUGGGAUCCUUUCAAGUCUCUCGGCUAGAGGCUUGCAACCUAAUGUUCGUACAUACAACAUCAUGAUUGAUGGAUUCUGUAAAAAGGGUGAGCUCGAUAAAGCAAAUACAUUGUUUCUAGAAAUGAAAAGAAAUGGUUGCCCUGCAGAUGACAUUACUUAUAAGAUAAUGGUACAAGGAUUUCUCCGAGCAAAUGAGACAACCAAGGCUGCUGAAUUUCUUAGUGGAUCGCUUGAUGCUAGUUUCUCUGCAGAUGCAAAUAAGUUGCUAAAUAAGUUGUUCUCGGAUGGGUUCAAUGAUUCUCCCAACUAACCCCUUGAAAGAGAGAAGUCUUUUGGAGUCCAUCUUCUAUAUCCAUUGCUAGAUACUAUAUUCAGUGAAAACUUUGCAAAAGAUUUGAAUGCCAUUUUUUAAAAAGAUUGUGCCGAGGACUUGAGGUUUAUAAAGAACACAAAUAACACUAUAUUGUGCAAGGAAUGUGAGGUUGAUAAAAAAAAGACCAAGAUGAAACCUUGAUGAGAGAGUUAAAACCUACAUUGAGGAAUAUACUAUGGCUCAGCAAUUAUGUUAAAAAAACUGUUGUUGUGAGCCGAAAACUUAAAUCGACCUUGAAGAUGAAGGAUUCCCAGAAAGGUCUGACUAAUGAUUGUGUUUCAAGUUGGUACCGGUGCUUCAAGGCAGCAAUGAAAAUAUGUGCGUUUUUCUGUCCAAAACUCUUUGAAGGCUGCAAGAGCAACACAUGGUUGACCGAAUCUGUUUUCAAAGGGAUAAACGGCUAUUGACAUGAUGAACCCACAAAAAAGUCGUCCACUGCUGCAGUUCACAAGCUUGGCUCACGUCUCUGAACCGAAAACACUCGAGUUCGAAACAGAUAAAUUUAUUUAUUUCACACUGCAAUUUCCUCUCGGUUUCUGUCUUAUGCAAUGAGAAUAACAUUCAUACAGCACAGGUGUAAACAUAGUCUAUAGAAUUUCAUAUUCACUAAGCUCUGAUCUCACUUGGCUUUCUUGACCCUCUACAGGAGGCCAAACUUACAAUCUUUCUUCAACCCAAUGGAAGGAAGAUAAAACAUAAUUGAACUGAUGAUAAGACUCAUGCAAGUCUUAACAUUUAUACUUUUGUCAUUGACAAAAUCAGUAUCCCGGUUUAGAUCCAGCUUUUUCCUAAAUGUGUGGUUAAACACAGACUAUGUUUAGCUUGCUGUAAAUAUCAAAGAUCCCUUUUAAGGGACAUGUGGAAAGAUGGUUUAAUAAAUGUUUAUGUUCAAAGGUCCAACCUACUUUUUGUUGGAUGUCACAUUUUAACAGAUUAGGGCCUUCUAUCCAAUCUACAUUUUGUUCUGAUUUGGGUCCAAUCCACAUGUCAAUCAUUCUUUUGUAGAUCGGUUAUCCAAACUUAAUUGAAUUGUAUCGGUUUAUAUA
This is a messenger RNA of Cynara cardunculus var. scolymus (artichoke), 2802 nucleotides long. RefSeq names its product putative pentatricopeptide repeat-containing protein At1g12700, mitochondrial. NCBI's taxonomy places the organism in Eukaryota, Viridiplantae, Streptophyta, Magnoliopsida, Asterales, Asteraceae. The transcript is spliced from 2 exons. The record is from RefSeq and is a predicted model, not a curated record. Bases 128 to 1693 code for a protein of 521 amino acids. Gene Ontology annotation, molecular function: protein binding.